AGCGAAGCUAUAAAGUCCUCCUUUUCUGCCUUCCUUUCUUCCCAAACUUAGGCUUCAGCUCCUCGAUACAACGAGCGGACAGCGAAACGAGAGAAGUCGAAGGUUCAGAGAGAGAGAGAAAUGGAUUUUGAGCUGAGAAGAGCAAGAGAGAAGCUGGAGAGGGAACAGAGUGAGAGAAAGGAGAAGGCCAGGCGAAAAUUGGAAAGAGAGAGAAAGGCCAAGCAAGAGGCAAUGCGCCAGCGCGAGGCCAUCGAGGCUUCUCAGAGAUCACGGAGGCUCGAUGCUGCGGAAGCCCAGCUCAAGGCUGAUCAACAAAUGGAAGAAAGUCUACUUGCUGGGAGAGGAAUUGGGUUUUAUCGUGUCUUAGAAGCUGUACCUUACCAGGGUAGUGGAGAUAAGAUCAAACUGCCCCCUUCUAGCUUCACAGAAUUAUCUGAUCAAGGUGCUUUUGAUAAAGGACCAAUGUAUUUUAGAUUAUCAGUUGUUCAUCAAGAGGGUAAUUUAGAUGUGAAGGCUGCUGAAGCACAACAUUGUGGGACAACUCACUCAGGAGUUCUGGAAUUCACUGCAGAGGAAGGUUCUGUUGGACUUCCUCCUCAUAUAUGGAGCAACCUUUUCCCUACAGAUACUCCCAAUGCUCCUUUAAUUGAGGUUCGUUAUGUUUGGUUACCGAAGGGAGCUUACGCAAAACUUCAGCCAGAUGGGAUUGGCUUUUCAGAUAUACCUAAUCACAAGGCUGUACUUGAAACGAGCCUUCGCCAGCAUGCAACUCUUUCUCAAGGCGACAUAAUCACUGUCAAUCAUGGAGAACUAACAUACAAGUUGCAGGUUCUGGAGUUAAAACCCUCCUCAAGCAUAUCAGUUUUAGAAACAGAUAUUGAGGUUGAUAUUGUGGGUCCUGAUUCAGCUACAGACAAUACAAAUCAGCAUGUUCUCAUACCCCUCAUAUUUGGAAAAUUUGAAGCUGGAAAGGUUGAGGAGGGAAGCUAUGUAUAUUACAAAUUCUCAAUUGAUGAUGAUGCCUGGGCGAAAGUUGCUUCUGGAGAUACCUGUAUUGAGGUGAGGAUAGAAGCGGAGACAGAUGGUGCAGAUACUGAUCUUUAUGUAUCCAGGCAUCCUCAUAUUUUCCCAUCACGGCACCAGCAUGGGUGGUCUUCCCAUGAUGUGGGCUCAAAGACCUUAAUUCUUGGCUCUAAGGAUCAGAGCCUGGGCCCUGGUAGUUAUAGCAUUGGUGUCUAUGGCUUCAAGGGAAGAACAAAGUACCAAAUAUCGGUAGGUGUUCGGGAUAAUUAUAACCAUAAAGUGGGUGAACAAUCUACGCCUUCCUCAUCAACUAUAGAGAUGGAUUCUGUAGAGUGUAGAAAUUGCAAGCAUUAUAUACCUAGCAGGACUAUAGCAUUGCAUGAAGCCUAUUGUAGCAGGCAUAAUAUUGUCUGUCCACACACUGGCUGUGGAGUUGUUCUUAGGGUUUCAGAGGCCAAGAACCAUGUCCACUGUGGCAAAUGUGGGCAAGCUUUUCAACAGGGUGAAAUAGAAAAGCACAUGAAAGUGUUCCAUGAGCCACUUCACUGCCCUUGUGGUAUAGUCCUUGAGAAGGAACAGAUGGUGCAACACCAGGGCUCUGUGUGUCCCUUGCGACUAAUUACAUGCCAGUUUUGUGGGGACAUGGUUCAAGCUGGGACUUCAGCUAUGGAUAUUCGGGACCGAUUAAGAGGACUUUCAGAGCAUGAGAGCAUUUGUGGGUCUAGAACUGCCCCUUGCGACUCAUGUGGGCGCUCCAUCAUGUUGAAGGAGAUGGACAUCCACCAAAUUGCUGUUCAUCAAAAGAAUUGAUUUAAAAAAAAAAAAAAUCAAAAGAAUUGAUUUUAGUUGGGUUGGCACCUGCAUCCCUGUGAUUUCAUUGUUUGGGCAAGUCUAGCAAUUGGUGUGAUGAACAUCCGGUUAAUUUAUGGGAGCCAAUCUGAUUGCUUGUGUUGUGAUUUUUUCUGUUUCAUGGAUGGAUUCCUUUUGUGACGAUAGUUUGUGUUGUGUAUAUUACAAUUUACAAGGCAAUGAAGAAAUUGUUGACCCUGGUUUAGCGUUGGGCAUGCUCUUACAAACUCCCAAAUACAAUGCGGAAACUUUACCUCUGAACUGAAGUGGUUUUCCUUUUGUUCAUCACUGCUUGGCUUAGCAGUCUCACCAAGGUACUCCUACUGCCGCAAGCUACCAAUCUGCCUCGCCAAGAAUGGAACUUAAGCUUUUAGAGAAAGAUGAAGGCAAAGACUCCGUGGGUUUAUAAUCAAUUGAGCUCAUGAGCUGGGCAUUUACCAAAUCUGCCAUGAAGUACAAGAUUUAUUCUUCCCCUCAUUUGCUUGUUUAUUCGAGUGAUUGUGUUCUGGUGUAUUCAUGUAUUUUUUGCCUUUGAUUAAGACUCUUGAUUUUAUCAUGAUACUGUACGGAUGAAUAUUAUUAAUAUAAGAAUCUAAAACUGCCAAAGCUCGCUAAUAAAUUGGCAGAUGGUCAACCAACUUUACCGAACUCAA
Molecule: messenger RNA, 2525 nt
Organism: Malania oleifera
Lineage: Eukaryota; Viridiplantae; Streptophyta; Magnoliopsida; Santalales; Ximeniaceae
Exons: 3
Coding region: 121-1833 (570 amino acids)
Cellular component (GO): VCP-NPL4-UFD1 AAA ATPase complex
Molecular function (GO): polyubiquitin modification-dependent protein binding
Source: RefSeq, a predicted model, not a curated record